Messenger RNA from Aureobasidium pullulans EXF-150, 1080 nucleotides. RefSeq lists its product as uncharacterized. Bases 1 to 1080 code for a protein of 359 amino acids. The transcript is spliced from 2 exons. NCBI's taxonomy places the organism in Eukaryota, Fungi, Ascomycota, Dothideomycetes, Dothideales, Saccotheciaceae. The record is from RefSeq and is a predicted model, not a curated record.
AUGAGUCUUCUUAAUUCAAUCCUCUCUUCCAUCAACGGCGGCCAGUCCGCUGCUCCACGCCCACAAUCACUUCCUUCCUCUACCAGAUCGAAUCCUCCGCCGCGUAACCCGACUCCUCAGCAGGCAGCGCCAAAACGGAAGGCCGAAGAUGCUCCUGGAGACUCAAAGCCUAAGGUGGCAAGAACAGAUAUCAACACAUCAAGAUUCGAAAACAACGCCUCUUUAGCCCCGCCUCCCUCACGCAGUACGACCUCUUCGCCUGCGCAAAGGUCCGCUUUGCCACCACCCAAAGCUGCCAUCCCCUAUCGCGGCAGUGGUCCCUCUGCGAAGACACAAUUACCCUCAAAAGCCGCUGCCGCUGCGGCCGCCCCUGCGAAGCCAUCUACAUCUUCUACCACUUCCUCAGCGCCUGCGUCAACGAAAGGAGGUUACCUAGCUAUUCUGGAACGAGCCAAACAAAAUGCUGAAGCCGCCAAACAAGCUGGCCAAAUCAAGCACAAACCUGUCGAGAAACUCACCAAGAAGGAUCGCCAACGUCUUAUUGAAGAAGCCCGUGCCGCAGCAAAGGGCAAGCCUAUAGUGAACAGAGAUGCAAAGGUUGGCCUGAAACCCAGAGGCAAGAGUGCCGAACCCCUUGCCGACUCCAAAACAGGUGCAUCGGCCAAGGACAAGCGAAAGCCUGUGGAAGUUGCGUAUAAAGGUACCAUGCGUGCAAAUGCGCCUGCUGCUCCUGUCUAUCGUGGUACAAUGGGUGGACCAGGAGGUGCUGCCGCUCGCAAGCCAGUCGCCAAAGCUCAAACACAUGGCAGGGCUGGUUACGGCGCCGGUCCUCGCUACGCUUCGUAUUCCGAUGAAGAGGAGGAAGAGGACGAUGACGAACCAGAAGAUGAUUACGAGUCAGGAUCAGAUAUGGAAGCUGGUGUUGACGAGAUGUACGAAGAAGAAGAGGCAUCUGCACGAAUUGCAAAGCGCGAGGAUGCGGUAGCUUUGGCCGAAGAGAACGAGCUCAAGCGCCAGAAACUCGAGCGCAAACGCAAACUGGAGGCACUCGCCUCAAAGUCGAAGAAACGCACCUACUAA